Messenger RNA from Bufo gargarizans (Asiatic toad), 3830 nucleotides. It is a transcript of the gene SALL4, whose product is annotated as spalt like transcription factor 4. Gene Ontology annotation, biological process: regulation of transcription by RNA polymerase II. NCBI's taxonomy places the organism in Eukaryota, Metazoa, Chordata, Amphibia, Anura, Bufonidae. Gene Ontology annotation, cellular component: nucleus. The record is from RefSeq and is a predicted model, not a curated record. Gene Ontology annotation, molecular function: RNA polymerase II cis-regulatory region sequence-specific DNA binding; DNA-binding transcription factor activity, RNA polymerase II-specific.
ACUGUUUGGCUCCUGAUGCACGGACCAUGUCGAGGCGCAAGCAGGCAAACCCCCAGCACCUCAACUCAGAGGGGCAGCAGCUCCUGGAGGCGUGCGCUGAAGCUCAAGAAAGUCCGAGCAAUACAGAUGGAGAAAGAAGCGUGAAGCGCUGCAGGAUGGAAGAGACACGUGUCUGCGAGAAGUGCUGCGCCGAGUUCUUCGAUCAGUCAGAGUUUUUAGAGCAUAAAAAGAACUGCACAAAAAAUUCUCCAGUCCUGAUCAUGAGCGACGGCGAGGGUACACCCGGAGUCUACUCUGAAGAACCUUCUGGAGGUGCCAAGCCAGCUGAGAUCAAAGCCAAACAGGAAGGACUUGCAAAGGGCUCCACUGUGUUAGCAGAGAAGAUGGACGGAAAAGUGGACUCUGCCAAUAAAACAGCUUCUCAGCCAGCUCACAAGACUAAUGGAUUUGGCUACCUGCCUAAAACAACCAUCUCCAACACUAAUGUGACUUUGCAAAGUAUCAAUACCACUAAAGUGGCUGUUAAUCAACACGCAUCAGAGGGCAUCUCUAAUCCAGUGAGCAACCCCAACGCCAUUCCGAUGAUUCUCGAGCAGCUAGUAUGCCUGCAGCAGCAGCAACUCCAGCAGAUCCAGCUUACUGAGCAAAUUCGCAUUCAGAUUGCAAUGAUGGCUCCUAACUCCUUGCAUCCUUCCAUAGCUGCAGCCACGGAUCCACUAAAAGCCUUGGGGGCCCAUUUGUCUCAGCAGCUUUCGGCUGCCGUUGCUCUAAUUGGACAGAAGGCUGGAACACAGAACUUGACACUUGAGACUAUUAAACAAUCCAAACUACCUCAUACCACCAUACCUGUGGCAGCAUCCGGCGCUGUGCCAAUUGCCGUUUCAAGCCAACUAAUAAAGCCUCAGGUCAACAGGGGAAUUCCUACUUCCAUUUCACGAUUUCCAAACCCUGUCCUACCUCAUUCUCCAGGAACUGUAAUAUUCCAGAAUCCACUCAGCAUGACUGACCCCGCAAACAAACUGAAGAUUAGGUUUCCAGGUGCAGUGACCUCUGAAGUGAAGUCUAAUGGUGAGGAUCCGUUCUUCAGGCAUAAAUGUAAGUUUUGUGGCAAAGUAUUUGGCAAUGACAGCGCGCUGCAAAUCCACUUGCGCUCCCACACAGGUGAGAGACCAUAUAAGUGCAACAUUUGUGGCAACAGAUUUACUACGAAAGGAAACCUAAAGGUUCACUUCCAGCGGCAUAGAGAUAAGUAUCCACACAUCAGAAUGAAUCCUUAUCCUGUUCCUGAGCAUCUGGACAAUGUCCCAACGACUACUGGAAUUCCAUAUGGAAUGUCUGUCCCGAUGGACGAAUCUAAUGUGAUCAUAGACCCAAAACCUUUAGUGACUAGUCUUCCUAGUUCUGGGUUAACUAUGACAAAUGUGGCUAGUACAGGUGACUCAUCAGUAGCCUCUAUCCCCAUAAAUCUGCAGUCCAAGCCAUCUCCAGGCAGUGAAAGUGAAUCUGUGUCUGGAGUAGUUGGCCAUGAAUCUGGCACUGAUCAGAGUCUAAAUUCUCCUUCUGCUAGUGGCUCAAGCGAGCAAGGGUCUGAAACGAGCAAGCUCCAGCAGCUGGUUGAGAACAUUGAUAAGACUGGUUCUGACCCAAACGAGUGCUUGAUAUGUCACAGAAUUCUCAGCUGUCCAAGCUCCCUUAAAAUGCAUUACCGCACCCACACUGGCGAGAGACCAUUUAAAUGCAAAAUCUGUGGACGUGCCUUUUCUACCAAAAGCAACCUCAAGACCCACUAUGGAGUCCACCGUGCAAACACUCCAUCAAAAGUGCAGCACUCGUGCCCCAUCUGCCAAAAGAAGUUUACUAAUGCGGUGGUUUUGCAGCAGCACAUCCGAAUGCAUAUGGGUGGUCAGAUUCCAAACACGCCAGUUUCUGAAGAUUCUUGUGAGGAUGUUGACAUUGAUUCAUCUAUGAACGAUGAGAAGAAUGGAGAUGUAAACUGCUUUACAGAUGACAUUGAUGAUAUUGAUAUGGAAGAAGAUUCUGAGCUUGGAGAUGGUCCUUUGGGUUCUAAGCCACAGACACCACAAAGUGAGACCCAGGCAGAGUCGCCGUCACAGCUUGCUGAGCUUGUCUCACAGGAGAAUCGCAUAUCUCCGGCCCUUAACUUACAAAGGCAAAACAGUGUAAAAUCUAUGGACAAUGGGUCGGUGGAAAGUGAAGGCCUGACCAAUGAUUCCUGCUCAGUUGGUGACCAAGAAUAUACUAACGGUAAAAGUCCCACACAGUCAGAGCCUAGAGGGUUUUCACCAGCUAACAGCCAAGAUGACAGCCUUCCAUCGAAGUCACCACCUUUAUUUAACGGCCAUGAUAUGCUGAGUGUGUCCAGUAAGGCAGAGCAGUCUGAACACUGCUCCAUGAACACAGAGGAUGAUGGUGCCCUCGACCUAACAAAUGGUAACCUGGUCCGGAAAAUCAAAGAAGAACCAGGGCUGCUACAUAAUGGAGACUUCGGUAGGAGUUCAACUGUGUACAUUGGUCCACCCCCAACGCUUAUAAAAGUGGAAAUGCCAGCAAAUCGGGUUAUAGGCACUGCACAGUUCAUCACCCCACCAACUCUGUCACCCGCCAUAAUGCCUCUAAUUGCCCCACAGCGCCGAACAGCAAAGCAGCAUUUAUGCCUUACAUGUAAUAAGAACUUUUCCUCUGCAAGUGCGCUACAGAUACAUGAAAGAACCCAUACUGGGGAAAAACCUUUCGCUUGCACAAUUUGUGGCCGGGCUUUUACAACAAAGGGAAACCUAAAGGUACAUGUGGGAACGCACAUGUGGAAUAACUCUGCACGCCGAGGACGGAGACUCUCCCUGGACAACCAAAUGCCUAUCUUGGGAAAUGAUACAAAGAAAGUGGCUGAGAUUUUUCCGAAGUAUCUUGUUCCUUCAGCCGUCAACAUAGAUCCAGCGCUAUGGAGUCAGUACGCUACAGCUCUUAGUAAUGGCCUGGCCAUGAAGACUAAUGAGAUCUCUGUGAUCCAGAGUGGCGCCAUUCCUGCAUUACCUGUCAGUAAUGGGGGCGCUCCCAUCAUCAGCACGGCCACCAUCUCAAACCUUGAGGUCUCUCAGUCUAAUGUGGGUCAAAGCUUGUCUGAGAUGGAAGAAAAGACUGCAGAUGCACCACAACACCAGUUCAUUCACUUCAUGUCGGAGAAUAUAGCCGUGAACUAGUAGAAAAUCGUGCCAUGAUGCCAAAAUGCGUGGGCGUUAACCUGUAAUCAGAUGGCUGGGAACUGCUGCAUUUGUCCUCUAGUUGGAUUUUCUUACUGUAGAAUGACUUGGAGCACCUCUGAAGGCUGGCCGCUACUGGAGUAGGGAAGAUGCAUCCGUAAGACUGAAAUGACUUGUUAUCCGCCCCAUGAGACUCGUUUACCUGAAAGUUGCAUUAAAAACUUAGUGUGAGAACAGUCCUCCCCUUCUGUGUUAAGACUACCCGUGGGUACAUCUUCUGGAAUAUCUGCCAUCCUUUAUUUUUUAAAAGUAGAUGUUUUUUGAAGUCUUGAAUGUAGGUUUUACUCCAAAGUAAAUGUGCACGGAGGACUCUCCUCCUGCAUCUGAAAUCGUCUGCCUGUUCCAGUAUUUCCAAUAGGGUUUUCCAGUGGCCUUUCUGGGAUAAGACCACUGAGAACUUCUUUACACGCGUGACAAUGGCUUCUUCAAUGAGCUUUAAGUGUUGUCUUUACUGAUGAGCAGUAUUACCUUUAGUCAGCUUUCUGAUGACCAUCUGUUACUAUAGUUUCUGUAAGAACCUUAUUUUUUUUUUUUUUAAGUUAUCUACCUCAU